Messenger RNA from Tuber aestivum (summer truffle), 6908 nucleotides. Lineage: Eukaryota; Fungi; Ascomycota; Pezizomycetes; Pezizales; Tuberaceae. The record is from the annotation of a GenBank genome assembly.
ACCCCCAAUCUCCUUGUCCGCAUGAAGGUUGUUCAAACGCCUUGGAGACGCUGAUUCCAUUCCUGUCGGCAGGUCCCAAAUCAGUUCCUGCAACUUUCUGCGAGCACAACUACCCUGCGCGCCGUGAAAUAAUAUUCUCCGGAUUUAUCUGACCCUUGUCGGGGAUUAUCCACAUGGCCACUCCACCUCAAUAUAAUGAUGGACGGAAGUCCCCCGCCGGCCGAAAAGCCCCCCAUGCGCUGACAACCACCUUUUUCAACAAGUCCAAGAAGGGCGGGGAAGCAAAGAGCCCGACCCUGCAAUCUCCAACAAUGAGGAGCAACUUUCCACCUGGAGCUGGCCAUGGUGAGGGAAAUGACGAUCUUAGGACGGAGCCUAUCACUAUCCCUCAGUCCCCCAGCGUCGCAUCCAACAGGCCGAAGAAGCUUGCCCCAAAUUCCUUCAACACCCAUUACCGGACUAUAUCGAGAUCAAUGAACGAUCUGGGGAAUAUAUUUUCUCGGGGGAGGUCCCCGCCAAACAGGGAACCUUCUCCACGAAGAGGUGGCAGUGGGCCGUUAAACCCGCUACCUGAAGGGAGGAGAAAAGGCGCACCUGAUUCGUCGCCCCGCCUCAGACCAAUGGAGAGUGGAAGUGUUCCCUCAAUUUCUGUUAUGCAGCACGGAGAGCACUUUCCUAAAGAUCAAAUUGUGAAGGAGGGAUGGAUUAAUAUGAUCGAUUCUUUAUCAGUUAAGAGGGGUCCACUCCGGGAAGCUUGGAAGUUACAGCAUGCCGUGAUAACUGGUGGACACUUCGUGUUGUACAAACCUUCAUCUAGUCUUCAAAUCAGGGCCUUCGACUUAAACGCAGUCCCAUCGAGUCCUCCCAGACCACAAAGUGCCCCGGCAACUGCAUCCCCUACGUUUAAUGCCUCCGCCCUGCGCCACAAGAGUACCUCAAGACACCCAGAGAUUGUUGAUGACGACCAUGGAAGAGUAAAAGGAGGAACUGUGGAAGCUCUGUGCCAUGAGCUCAUGUUUACCGAGAACGAUGGCUUUGUGCAAGGGGCGACGAGGACCUUACCCGGGUGGACGAGUCCGGAGACAGCUUUAUCAGUUUUGACCGAGCUCUCAACAUUGAAGGACUUAUCCCCUAGGAUCGCACACGUCCUGAGCUUAUUAGUGGAUUCUGCCCCUGGGUUGCUCCUGGAGCCUGGUUGUUACAAUACUGCUAGACUUUUGAUUGAGAAGGGAAUCACGCCUCAUAACCCGGGGCUUGCCAGAGAUCUUAGGGCGGGAAUUGAAGCUAGGGCCGCAAGUUUACAAGAAGAGCUGAGCUUGCUAAGUAAUUCUAAUAAAGGUAAGCCGGUGUUCGGUUCUGUAGUUUUGAACCUUGCUCACCCUUUGAUAGAACCGUCUAGCCCGCAUCCAGAUGCCUUCAGUACACUGUCAACAAGUCUUACCACCGACGAGUUCAUGCGGGUUAACCCAGAGAUAUUCGCCGCACAGGUUCAUUUGUUCCAUUUGAGGUAUUUGAGAGUGUGGAAUCCCGAGAACGAUAUCUCCCUCUUACUUGCUUCCCCACACUUACCACCACCCGUGCAUCGUAACCCUUUGAUAUUCACAACUUCCAAUAUGCAUUUCCUUGGGGAUAGGGUGUUAUCCCAGGUUUUAUCUGGGGAUUCAGCUUUGUCUGUGGAUCGCCGUGCAACUGUUCUUUCCCAAUGGCUGAAGGUUGCCAAUUUGCUACGGAAGAGGGGCGAUAUGGCUGGAUACAUGGCAGUGACGAUGGCCAUUCUUUCCCCACCUAUCUUGCGUUUGAGGGAGACCUGGAGCUUGAUUGAAAAUUCUUUGUUUGAGGAUAUAGAAUAUGGCGCGAGUCUUAUGCGGGUUCUGGAACGAAGGCGGUUGGAGGAGGGCGAGAGUAGCUGCGAAGGCUGCGUAUUAGUUCCCGAGGGUGGCAGGGAAGAGAUACCCUUUGAAGAAGUUGUGCCGUAUUUUGGGGACCUGUGCCAUUGCAUGGACGAAGCGUACGAGAGCCGAGUCCGCAAUGUGGAAUAUCCUAAAUUUGUCCAAGCGACCAACGCCAUUUCAAGAGCCUUGGAGAAUUGGAAAGCAGAAUGGGCCAACGCUAGGCCGUAUUUCGAAGUAGGGGGUGCUAGAGUUUCGAAAGAGGUGGAGCAAUUGCAGAAAUGCUUGAGUGCUCUCAAUAUGAAUAAUACGAAUCCCCCAUCUGCCAAUUCGACAUCAUCUUUCGAUAUGUCUCUGGCCUGUGAACCAUCCUCGACAGGGGUCUAUCUACUAUCACAUUAUCACCAACGUCUCCCUUUGAGCACAGGCGCAAAUGUGCCGCUUGUAUUCACGGAUGUGCUCCCUAGCUUCUCACUUUUUGCGAGAGACGACGCCCUGGCGAUCUCAGGUUCCCUCCAUAAAAAGACACCAAGUUCUGGAUUAGCAUCGCCUAGUUAUGGCCCUGGGGGACAGCAAACCCACCAUCACCAUCACCAUCACCACCACCACCAUAACCAGCCUGGGCCUUCGCAGUCUAACCAGAACCUGCGCCCACCCACUUCGUCAUCUCAUCAGCCAUCACUUAGGAGGACACGGUCUUUCCCACCAGCAAAAGAUACCGCUCAAACAACCGGAUACGAUGAAUUGGAUUUUACGACCCGAGAACGUACGGCGGGCUUGCAGGGCGGGGACGAUGCGAUGCUCCGUGCGAUCAGAGACGUUGCUGGCGUGGGGCAACAGCUUUUUUACUCUAAGGACGGCGAGUUGGUCUUGAAAUCAAUCACGGACGAUGCCAACACUUCCAGGCCUUCGAGCGUGAUAGAAACUACGUCUAAGAGAGUGAGCGGUGCGUCUAGGAGAAUGUCUGCUCAGUUCUAUAGUGACGCCGCGUCUCCCCGUAUGUCUGAGCAGUUGGAUGGUAGUAUGCCGCCCACGCCUGCCCGUGAAGAAUUCGCCCGAGAAGGGUUCGCACUAGAUAACCGCCGCUACUUGCCCGUGGUUCCUAAGGGAGGGACUCUUGAGCGAUUGGUUGAUAUCCUUGUCCUGGGUGUGGAGGACUUCAGCAGGCGAAUGAAUGGGCCGGAUCCGGAGUCCACCGCUGAGAAUGCACCUCUACUCCGAAUGAAUAUGGAUGUGUUUACGAUUACUUUCUUUGCUACAUUCCGCAGGUAUUUUUGGCUCCUCUAUCCGCCAUGUGUGGUUGGAUCUGGAUUGGUACUGAUCCGAUUUUAGUUACUGCUCGCCUAUCGUUUUAAUCGAUUACCUUAAGAAGCGUCUAUUAGGUUCCAAAUCGGCGGCCACGAUUUCGGAUAACGAAAGCGAUGAUGUUGUAUUUCCUGAUUGGACGGGCGUAGACCACGUUAGUGACGAGUCCAUUGAUUGGAACCUCGUGGCCAAAAUUCAUAUGGGGAUUCUCGAGGCAAUGAACACCUGGAUAUCGGAGUUCUUUAUUGAUUUCCACUGCGAUCAGUCACUCGGGGACUCUUUCGUGUCUUUUCUGGCUAUUGCGUCAAAGGAACUCGCAUACUGGAAACAUCUAGGACCGGAACAUGGGUACCUCCGCAGACAGGCGGAUCAGAUCAAUAGUCUUUGGCACGAUGUUAGGGGAAAGUUCUCCAACCUCAACUUCUCGCCCUUACGCUACCAAACGCAACGGAUGAGUUCGCCGCGUGGGGACCUUCAAAUCCCGCCCUUGACCAAUAUACCAGCUAUUGAAGACUUUGUCAACUCAUUAGAGGCGAAAGUCCUGGAGUCAUUUCGGAUGGUAAAGCUUGUUGACUGGAUGACGGCGUUUGAAAUGUUCGAGACGCAGAGCGCCGAAUCUCUCGGGUUUUUUGUGCCUAAGGUCGCACUUCUCUCUCAUGAUGACGACGAAGUCUUUCAAGACAUUUUCUUCGUGUUGAGGAAUAUCAGACGGGGUAACUCAACAGCCACUCUGCUCGAGAUAUUGCCAAGGCCCUUGCGAGAGCUUUGCAACCUGCGCUCGGACAUUACCAACUGGGUUCUUGCACAGAUUAUAGACCCCCAACUAAACGCCGAUCGAAGGGCUCACCGUAUCGCAACACUUCUCAGAUGCCUCACAAUAUCUCGAAAGCGCAUGUCGGGGAUGGACCUUUAUGAGGACACCAGGGGCGGGACCCGACAACAAGUGCCGUCUUUGGUUGCUAGCGCAAUCGCAGCAGCACUUGUCAGGCCGGAGAGUCGGGUCUUUAGUUAUGCUUGGAUGAUGGGAGUAAGGAUGACGGCUGGGGUAGUAACCCAAAUCGACACCCUUGAACAGGUUAUUGUCGAGGGACUUGAGGGGAUACGAUCCUCAAAGCCUCUUACACCCUGUGUGGGAUGGAUAAUCGAGAGGCUGCUUGAGAUUGUAUGUUACGUGCCAAACAUGGUUGUCGAGAACAAUCGUUUGAUCAACUUUGAUAAACGCCGUUAUGUCUACAACUUUAUCAAUAAUUUCACCCAUGUCAGCUCUGGGGCGCCAAUUGAUGAACACCUUUCGGCCUGCGCGGACAUUUCAUUGCCAUAUCUUCGUCUUCCCGAAAUGCGAACCUUAAGGGAAUCAGCUGCUAAGGAAAAUCAUCCGAUCAGGCAAAGCAGGAUCAAGGUGUUCUGGAAGUUACUGCACCAAGAACAAGAGAAGCUUAGACGUGAUGCGAAACAGCGUGAUGCGAUUGAGAGGCAGCAGCGUCAGCAGCUCCGUGCAGAGCACCGCCGACAGCCCACUGCUCUUAACCUUCAACCUGCUGAUAAGAGGAGUAAUAAGAGGCUGGGUGUAAAUUCUAUCUUUAAAGCCGUGCGGCCCAUCUCGAUGGCAUUGGGUGGAUGGACCCCUCCUCAAUCUUCUGCACGAACGGUCGCUCCUACGGACUUGCCUGCGUUGAAAGCUAUUGAGCACGGGAAAAAACCGUCAAUCACUAUUGACUUGGCCAGCGUGGCUUCAGUUUCUUGUCCCAAGACAACCCGCGACAGGUACAUCUGGAAAGUUCGCACAGAUCAUGGGGUUUCAUAUCUCUUCCAGGCCUUGUCUGACAAAGACUUGGAAGGAUGGCUUCGGACAAUCGCGACCAUCCGUGGUAUCAACGCCACUGAUGCUACGGAGUCCAUUGAUGGCCUUACUCUUAUGUCCCAGAAUCGUGUGCCUCAGCCUGUGUUUGGUGUGUCUUUGGAUGACUUAUGCAGGAGGGACCAUGUGAAGGUGCCCAUAGUGGUUGAGGCUUUGCUCACUGAGAUAGAAACACGAGGUUAGUCUUGAGCCAUCCAAUUACUGCAGGGCGUGAGGACUAACAAACAUAUCGCUAGGUAUCGACGAGGUUGGCAUCUACCGAGUACCUGGAUCCCUCUCAAGCAUCAAUGCACUGAAAAAUGCUCUUGAUUCUGGGGAAGAGGUGAGAAUGGACGAUGAUAGGUGGUACGAUAUCAAUGCCAUCGCGGGUGCAUUCAAGCUUCUGAUGCGUGAGCUCCCAGACAAGGCGCUUGGCGACGAAGCGCUGUACGAACUUAGGAACAUAACUUGUAGGUUCUCACUGUUGAACUUUAAGUUGACAAAAUACUCACAUGCGAUAGCUGAUAUUACGGAUGAUGAUCAACGGGCACUUGCUUAUCGAGAUGUUAUGCUUCGAUUGUCUGUUAAUAACUAUAACUUUCUCCGUCGCGUUUAUACACACUUUGCCAGGUAUGUUCCUAUCAAAAAGAACAAGCGAUUUAAUGCUAAUAGCUUUAUAGAAUUGCAAGUAAUGCAGCGAUCAACAAGAUGCAUGCGGUCAAUCUUGCGAUAGUGUUUGGUAUGGGGCUUUCUCCCGGCUCCCUAAAUAUGCCACUCGGCGUAUCUCCGGACUUGGGUCUUUAUCAAACCAUGGUCAAAGUCUGGAUCACCCAUGCCGAGCUGGUUUUCCCGGAAGUUGAGGACUAUGAGGACCGAGAAUCAGCAUCAGCGCCAGUUAGCAAGGCCGAGUCGGUUGAGAUCCAGUCAUCCGAACCCUCAUCCCCGGCCAUAGAGUACUCGUCGCCCCGCAUGAGCCUCGAUGAUAGUCGCCCUCGUCUCUAUGUUGAAUCCGAUAAGGGUUCCGUAUAAGUUGCUGAUAGUGCAUUCGGCUGGUCGUUACAACAAAUCUGUGGUGAUCGAUUUGUGGGGCAGAGGGGUAGGGGGAGAGGGGCAGGCAAACCUGGUUUCCUUUUGUUUUCAAAAAGUUUGGUGAGGGUGUAUUUUUUUUCUUUCGCUAUUUCUCAUUCAUUAGAAUGUACUCGUUUUUCCAACCUUUUGCUCGUUACCAUUUGACCGUUAUCACACUUGCUACCAAGAGGAAAAGGAGAGUUAUUUGGCGCCUGGGUAUGGGUUAUCGCGCUUGUAUUUGCGCUGGCAAUUGCAUCGCAGAGAUUGUUUUUCGUUCAGUUACUCGCUCUCGUUUGCCUCUAGUAUGAUAUCAAGGUGACUUAUUAUACUUCUCUGUGGCCAGGAUGCUAUUUUUGACUUUUCGACUUUUCCUUCUUCCUCUUCACUUUCCAACUGGUAUUCUACUGGAGUAUGCGUGCACGCUGUUCCAGAGUUGUACACAGGAAGGCAGCUCGGGCCACAUGUGCUUGUACGAGCGCUCGUACCGAUACACUGUAGUAUAAAAAGGCGGAACGAGUAAUCUACGUGUGAAGAUGAAUACUGUAUAGCUCAAUACGGUACGAGUGAAUAACUUUGGUAUGGCUUUAAUAUGGCUAGAAGCGCGAGUUGAGCAACCAGGAGCAUCCUCGCUAAACUGUAUCAUAGACCUGGAGUCAGUGUAAAAUCAUGAAGCUGUAUGGAGAGUUGAAGGAAGCGAGGGGUAAGUUAAAAGGGCAGAGGAGGCGCUGUCGUCCCUCCUCUCACUCCCAUAUCAUACUUGAGUAGCCAGAAGUGAAAAGAAAAAAAAAAUUUGUGGCGCGUGCAGCCUU